AUCGGUAGCACGAGACCCCGUAUCAUCACGUUAUCUGCGACGACAUACCCUCCUCAUAAAUAGAGCACGUAUCCGAUGCUUGUUUCUAACCACUAACCAACAUACACAAUACAUUCAAACCUACCCACGAGACAAAGCCAUGAGCCUAACAGGAAAAAUCGCCAUCGUGACUGGCGCAUCCCGGGGUAUCGGCGCCGGAAUCGCCUUCGAGCUCGCGAAGCAUGGAGCCAAGGUAGCUCUCACCUACACUACUCCCGGGAGCAAGCCCGGCGUGGAGGCGGUCAUCUCUCGAAUCACCGCCCUCCAAAACGGUUCCAGCGCAUCGGCGAUCCAAGCAGAUCUGCGCGACCCAGACGCCCCAAGGCGAAUUAUCGCAGCUACCCUUGACGCCUUCCCAACGAAAGACAACAAGCUGGACAUCGUGAUCAACAACGCCGGUGUGGCACUCUGCAAGCCACUCACCGAAUGCUCCGACGAGGAUAUCUCGUCCAUUUUCGACGUCAACGUCACCGGGACGAUGCGCUUCACGCGCGAAGUAAUACCCUACCUCCGCUCUCCCGGCCGCAUCAUCAACAUCAGUUCCAUCGCGGCGCGUCGGGGGGCGGCCGGGUUUUCAAUCUACUCCGCGUCCAAGGCUGCGCUGGAGGGGUUCACGCGGUCGCUCGCCUAUGAGCUGGGAGUGGAGGGCCAGGGGCACACGGUGAACUGCGUGCAGCCGGGGCCUGUGGAAAGUAGUAUGUUGCGGAACGAUCUGCCACCCGACGUGGUGGAGUAUAUGAGGCAGGGGACUGCGGUGGGCAACAGGAUUGGGAUGCCGGAAGAUAUUGCGAGGGUUGUGGUGUUUCUGGCUGGGGAGGAGAGUGGGUGGGUUUCUGGGGAGUGUAUCUCUGUUUCGGGCGGGUUUCAUAUGAACUAG
This is a messenger RNA of Aspergillus calidoustus, 916 nucleotides long. NCBI's taxonomy places the organism in Eukaryota, Fungi, Ascomycota, Eurotiomycetes, Eurotiales, Aspergillaceae. The record is from the annotation of a GenBank genome assembly.